Molecule: messenger RNA, 2294 nt
Organism: Lutra lutra (Eurasian river otter)
Lineage: Eukaryota; Metazoa; Chordata; Mammalia; Carnivora; Mustelidae
Gene: LMOD3
Product: leiomodin 3
Exons: 3
Coding region: 209-1930 (573 amino acids)
Biological process (GO): muscle contraction; pointed-end actin filament capping; myofibril assembly
Cellular component (GO): striated muscle thin filament; myofibril
Molecular function (GO): tropomyosin binding
Source: RefSeq, a predicted model, not a curated record
GAGCUUAGCUACAGCCCCCCACCCCCAGCUGCUCAGCACAGGCCACUGGGAUCCGCAGGGGUGAAAACCUCUUUAAGCAGUUUAACCUGGAAUGUUUAUUAACCGGGGGGAAUUCCUUGAGAGUUUUUGAUUAUUUGGAGAGAGUCUUUGAUUAUUUCUCCUUUUCUAGUAACAGAGAAAAAUACAGGGGAGAAAAAAAAAAAAGAUCAUGUCAGAACACAGCAGGAAUUCAGACGAAGAAGAACUCUUUGAUGAGGAGAUUGAUGAAGAUGAAAUCUUGGCCAACCUGUCCCCCGAAGAGCUAAGAAAACUGCAAUCAGAAAUGGAAGUGAUGGCCCCUGACCCCAGGCUUCCCGUUGGAAUGAUUCAGAAGGAUCAGACCGACAAGCCACCCACAGGAAAUUUUGACCAUAAGUCUCUAAUGGAUUAUAUGUAUUGGCAAAAGGCAUCCAGACGCAUGCUGGAGGAUGAACGUGUCCCUGUCACCUUUGUGCCAUCCCAGGUGGACACUCAAGAGCAGCACAAAGAAGUAGGCAAAGGCAAUAAAAAUGUGUCCCAGUAUUUAAAAGAAAAGCUCAACAACGAAAUCGCUGCAAAUAAAAGAGAAUCAAAAGGCAGCAGCGAUGUCCCAGAAACCGAUGAUGCUGAUGGUGAAGAAGAUGAAGGAGGUGACGGGGAUGAGGAUGACGAGAAUGAAGAUGACGAGGAUGAAGAUGAGGAAGGAGAUGAUGACAGCGAAGAGAGUGUGGAAAAGCCACAAAGAGGCGUGCAAGGCGGGGUAGAGCAGCAGAUCAGAAACGGGGAGAGCAGCUGCGCACAAGUAGCUAAGAAGGCAUUUGGAGAACAGAAAGACGGACCAGGGGCCCAAGAAAAAAGUGAGAAGAAAAUAUCAAAAUUAGAUCCCAAGAAGUUAGCGCUAGAUACCAGUUUUCUAAAGGUAAGUGCAAGGCCUUCAGGAAACCAAACAGACCUGGAUGGGAGCUUGAGGCGCGUUAGACAGAAUGACCCUGACAUGAAGGAGCUCAACCUGAACAACAUUGAAAACAUCCCCAAGGAGAUGUUGCUUGACUUCGUCAACGCAAUGAAGAAAAACAAACACAUCAAAACCUUCAGCUUAGCCAACGUGGGCGCGGAUGAGAACCUCGCGUUUGCCUUGGCAAACAUGCUGCGGGAAAAUAGGAGCAUUACCACUCUCAACAUCGAAUCCAACUUCAUCACGGGGAAAGGAAUCGUGGCCAUCAUGAGGUGCCUCCAGUUCAACGAGACACUCACCGAACUUCGGUUUCACAAUCAAAGGCACAUGCUGGGCCACCAUGCCGAAAUGGAAAUCUCCCGGCUGUUGAAGGCAAACACCACUCUCCUGAAGAUGGGCUACCAUUUUGAGCUCCCGGGUCCCAGAAUGGUGGUGACCAACCUGCUCACCAGGAAUCAGGACAAGCAACGGCAGAAGAGACAAGAGGAACAAAAGCAGCAGCAGCUCAAAGAGCAGAGGAAGUUGAUAGCCAUGUUGGAGAACGGGUUGGGGCUGCCCCCUGGAAUGUGGGAGAGGCUGGGGGGACCCAUACCCGAUCCCAGGAUGCAGGAGUUCCUUCAGCCUCCUUCGCAGCCUCCCAACCCCCAAGUGGCCGCCUUCAUUCGACAGAAUGAAAUGAUGAAGAAGCCAUCACAGCCCCCGAAGGACAGUAUGGACCCUGACUCAUUCCGAGUGGUGAAGCUGAAGAGGAUCCAACGCAAGUCUCGGAUGCCCGAGGCCAGAGAGCCGCCCGAGAAGACCAACCUCAAAGAUGUCAUCAGAACGCUCAAACCCGUGCCGAGAAACAGGCCACCCCCGCUGGUGGAAAUCACUCCCAGAGAUCAGCUCUUGAAUGACAUUCGCCACAGCAACGUCGCCUAUCUUAAGCCGGUGCAACUGCCAAAGGAACUGGCAUAAGUGGGAACAGAAUAAUCUUAAAAGAACAAGGAAUUGAGACAAUGAGUCCGGUCAGAGCUUGGAGACCGUCUCAGCAGCCUACUUCUGGAGCCAGGUGGUGGAACUGGGAACAAGGCUGGCAUCUGAUAGUAUUCUGUAAAGGCCGGGGCAAAAUAAGAGGCUGGCAAGGAAGGGGGAGAUAAAAAACAUUACUAUUCUGGGACAACAUUUUCUACUUCCAAUCCAUUUGAGUGACUUGGGUGAAAUUUAGUUGUGUUUCCAGUAGCAGCAUUUAAAAAAAAAAGAAUUUUUUUCCCCCCCAUAAACGUUUGUUUUACUAUUGCUUUCUUCUGGUAAAUGACAAUAAAAACUAUAGAUGUGUUAA